GGAACUGUGAACACCUGAACAGAUUGACCUAUAUUACUCAACAUCUUACUCUUACCACAAACAUCUUACCACAAACAUCACAUUCCGCGCACCUGACUCUCACACCUCGCUGACCGUCUGGAGCGCGCCGCUGCUCUCCUCACGAAGGGUGUGUCCGAGCACAAACUUUUAGUAAUGACAAAGCGAGUUUUUCUGGUCUCCGAUGGACAUUGAAAAGACGGACCCGUGGCUCCGUUACUGCAUUCAUUGGUGAAGCGGAUAACGGCAGCGUUAAGAUGGCAGCGGCCACGCAACAGUCGAUGACGAGUCUGCCAAGCGGAUUCCGCGUGUGCUCCACCGCACCGGACAUCCUUUACAUACCUGAACUGAUUUGUGGAGGGCUGGUGUGGAUCCUGGUGUCUUCCACACAUGUGAAGCCCAACAACCCUCUGGGAUGGGUCAUGUUUGUGUCUUUAUUCUGCUUUAUAAUGACCUUCCUCUGGUUAAUCACAUUUGCCUGUGGGUGCUUCAAGAAAAGCAGCAUCUGCCCUUUGCUGGACUUUCUUUAUCAUCUGAUUGCUGCAAUGUUCUACCUGAGUGCCUCAGUUCCCCUGGCCAAUGUGACCAUCAACAUGAAAAAUGCAACUGCUGUUGCGAUAUAUCCCUUUAACUACUACCAGAUCGACAUUGCAGCCGUGGUACUCUCCCACAUUACCACAUUGCUCUACUUUAUCCACUGCAUCCUUUCUGCUUGUCGAUGGAAAUCCAUUUGUUGUUAAAAUUACAUGACAACAGAAAAAGUAACUUGUAAAACUGCUAAAUCUGUAAGAGAUGAAUCUCAGGGCUUAGUCAUAACUGACAGAGCCCUCCAGACAGAAACCCAAAGUUUUUUUCAGCUCUUAACUUAAUAGAAUUAACCAACAUGCUAGAUUACUUUUUACUUUAUUAAUAAUGUAUGUUUAUUAAAAUAUGUGUUGUAUAUAUGCAAACUUUUCUGUGAAGUCUCAAUCUAAUUUUGAGAUUAGGAGCAUCGGAGUAUGAUUUUAAUCAUUGAUUUAAUUUUAAUUUGCUAAAACAAAAAUGAUGUUUGGGUUUUCACAGACUUGUCACGCCUUUAGGAGACUAGAAACUUUUAAAAGUAUAUGUACUAAUACACUGUGAAAAGUGAACAUUGGAUCUACCUAAAUUAUAUAAAUUGGCAAGAUAUUAAAAUAUUUAAGUUUUAUCUA
This is a messenger RNA of Misgurnus anguillicaudatus (oriental weatherfish), 1208 nucleotides long. RefSeq names its product mal, T cell differentiation protein (MAL blood group) b. NCBI's taxonomy places the organism in Eukaryota, Metazoa, Chordata, Actinopteri, Cypriniformes, Cobitidae. Gene Ontology annotation, molecular function: structural constituent of myelin sheath. Gene Ontology annotation, cellular component: membrane. Gene Ontology annotation, biological process: myelination. The record is from RefSeq and is a predicted model, not a curated record.